This is a messenger RNA of Capsicum annuum, 1169 nucleotides long. Its product is annotated as endoplasmic reticulum chaperone BiP-like. The record is from RefSeq and is a predicted model, not a curated record. NCBI's taxonomy places the organism in Eukaryota, Viridiplantae, Streptophyta, Magnoliopsida, Solanales, Solanaceae. Gene Ontology annotation, cellular component: cytoplasm. Gene Ontology annotation, molecular function: heat shock protein binding; ATP hydrolysis activity; ATP binding. The transcript has 5 exons. The coding region runs from base 1 to 1047 and encodes 348 amino acids. Gene Ontology annotation, biological process: protein refolding; cellular response to unfolded protein.
AUGGAGACUUCGUACAGAGCUUUUAACCCUGUGACAAAGCUAAUUGUCGACAACGCUGCAAGUGGUUCGUUCAUUAACCUCUCUUUUUUGGAUGCUUUUGAUAUGCUGAAUAAAAUAACCAAGCAAAGUUGGCUUUGGCACACUAGGGAUUUUGUAGUGGCUAGCCCUACUGUUGCUGUUGGUAUUACUGCAGAGCAGCGUAUUGAUGCUGAGGAAAACUAUGUGAGUAAUCAGGGGGGAUUUUUGAGGAGUGGUUUGUAUAUUUCUCCUGGAAGUCAGGAUGCUACAACAACUAGUUCUGGUAAGAUGUCCAUAGAGGACAUAAUAAAAAAGCUGUUGAAAGGAGUGGAGGCAACCAACUCGGGGGUGACUAAUAUGAAAAAACCCGCUACUGAUGUCUCUUGUAUGGAGAUUAUCACUCAUAGUGGUAAGAUGUUAUCUGGCCCUUCUAUGGGCAAAGCUGUAGAGAAGGAGGUAAGUGUUGAUAAAUUGAAAGAAAGCAAUCCAGUGGAGUUUGAGAAGCUGGAUGGCUUUGUUGACAUAUCAGAGAAAGAAAAUAAUAAGAAAGAGAAAGUGAAUGUCUCUGCAGUGGAUAAGACCACCGAACAGAAGAACAACAUUACCAUCACAAAUGACAAGGGCAAACUCUCAAACGAGGAGAUCGAGAAGAUGGUUCAAGAAGCAGAGAAGUACAAAUCUGAGGAUGAGGAGCACAAGAAGUUUGGGGCAAAGAAUGCUUUGGAGAACUAUGCAUACAAUAUGAGGAACACAGUGACGGAUGAGAAGAUUGCGUCCAACCUGUCCGCUGAUGACAAGACGAAGAUUGAGGAUGCCAUUGAGCAAGCCAUCCAAUGGCUCGACGGUAACCAGCUUGCGGAGGCUGAUGAGUUCGAGGAAAAAAUGAAAGAGCUCGAAAGUCCUUGCAACCCAAUCAUUGCAAAAAUGUACCAGGGAGCAGGUGGUGAAAUGGGUGCUGGCAUGGAUGAUGGCGGUCCUGCUCCUAGCGGCAGCAGUGGUGCUGGUCCCAAGAUUGAGGAGGUGGACUAAGUUGGUUCCUCUUAAUAUUAUUUUGAUUCUUAGUUUUAAAGACCUAUAAUUUUUAUUUCAAAGAUUCUGCAUAGCAGUUGGUUUACGGCAGAAAUUUUUAUGACUAUCAUUUUCUUUUCUCG